Messenger RNA from Parathielavia appendiculata, 2540 nucleotides. RefSeq lists its product as uncharacterized. Lineage: Eukaryota; Fungi; Ascomycota; Sordariomycetes; Sordariales; Chaetomiaceae. The transcript has a single exon. The coding region runs from base 197 to 2311 and encodes 704 amino acids. The record is from RefSeq and is a predicted model, not a curated record.
CAACCUCAAUCGAAUAUUCCUAUUCUUUUGCCGAUGCGAGUUCGCUCCGAACUGUCUGUGCCUUUCCGCCCGCUCUGUCAGUGUAUCUACCCAUGACAACACGACGACAAUGACCAAAGCAGACACGGUAACCAUGAGUUAAUCUCGACCUGCUAUCGGCAACACGCGACUCAUUCGAGAGUCUCGUCCUCCCAACAUGACGGCGAGAGGGACCUCUUACCCCCCGGCACGAUGGACUACCUGGUCUCCAGCCCAACUCACUAGUCGCACAGAAAUCCAUCCCCAAUACGUCAAAGUGCCCUCAGACCAGCAAAAAUUAUUGGACCGACCGGAUGCCUGGUCUACUGGGGAUUUUCCCAAUGUGCCGCCGAAAGUGCUGGACGACGCGAAGGCAAAUUAUAUCAGGGGAGCCCAGUUAUGCUCCGAUGGGGAUGGAAAAGGACACUCACCGCAGCCAGAGUCUCUCAGCCACACUGGGAGGGAUCAACUCUCGUCACAAUCUCCAUCUUCAUCCCAGAGCGAAAGGAAACAGCUGUCCUCGCAACCCGCCUCUCCGGCACGCACCACUACAGUUCACGAUGAAUCAAACAGAACGUCGCCAUCCGCAGAAGAUAGUGCUGAGGAAGAUGAGAAGACCGGAACUCCUAUACCAUGGACGCCGUCCCCCUCGGCGCAUCAUCGUGCACCCUGUCAGGCCCUCUGCCUGACAGGAGCUGCGAGCUCCCCAAGUCGGGCAUCUUCGGAGCGGCGGGGUGCCCUCCCUGCAGGCAAAGCCGUGUUCCAGGCGGGGCCCUUAGCGGAUUUCCCUCCCAGCAGCAGCGUCGCGUCCGAGAGUGGGCUGGAGAUUGAAGUCCCAAAAGCCAUCACCGAUGUCCUGGAGGCGACUAUUCGAAAGCCUGUGGCUGUCAUUCAACCCACACCACCCUCGGCACAGAUCAUCCCAUGUACUCUUAUUGAGAGAACCAGUCCCGCCCAGGCUCCUGGGCCUAAACGUCGCCGACGAAUGAGGGACCCCGCUACUGUUUUUUCCAGCCCUGGUCGUCCUGUUGGUCAAAGUCAUGCUCCGAGGUUGGCACUCGACGAAUCUAGGCCGGCCCGCUCGCCUCGUUCUUCCGGUCGUGUGGUCCGUUUAUCGUCUCCCGUAUUAGGGGUACCGCCACGGCACUUGACAGAGCCCUCCCCUGUAAUGCCGGCAGCGAAUCAGCCCGACACUGUUACAGGCCCACCACGGCUAGCUAACGACCAGGGGUCUAGCAAUCCGCUGGAAAGACUACCGCCAAAAGGCCCUGCAUCACAAGUCCCCUUUACUGCCUUUACACUCGCCUACCCGGAUUAUCAGAGCAGUCUGAAGGAUUUCUUACGAGGCAUAAUGUGCGUCUUGAAGCUUCAGAAGGACAAGGCUCUCACAGAAUUUCUCUACGAUGACUUUGUUCGGGUCUUUUCUGGCGAAUACCUCGCCUACAUCGAGACCGUGGCUCGCGAUCAGCCUGCCCUUCCUGCGAUCCAUUGGUAUAAUGAGAACGUCUCGAGGCCCCUCUAUGUGAAAGGCGUUCUGAACAAGGACAACGUCAAGGAUGUUAUCAGACAGUACCCGGAGGAGUUGCGCGCCAUACAACAGGACCUCGAAACAGCGAAGACGAGCGGUCGCGGUCGAUCUGGUCGGCGAACACCAGGUACAACAACAGAGAGGAAGCAGAUGACCCAAUCACCGUCCAUCGAGACGGACAACAACCAUGUAUUACUCCAGAAGCGUUUUCCAGUUACAAUUGCAUCUACAAGUUCCGAACCUCUAGCACGUCAGACUGGGAUGCGCACCGACCGUGGGCCCGUAGCUGUAGAGCCGCGGGCUAUGAACCAAGAACGAGGCACUAUUGGCCAGCUAGCAAGCAGCAUCGAUCUUGCAGUUCCUUCGCCGGCUUCUCGGUUCCUUGGAAAGACUGACGAAUCAAGUGUAUUGCACACUCCUGCCAGCAGGCCUAGCGCUUUCUUGACUCAGGUUGAUUCCUCGUUGCCGGACAUCAGUCGAACACGAGCUAUCCAGGUGACUGAGAUGCGACUACCGGCGGCAAGCGCAUUCCCAAGCAUUGGCCCAUCUCAGCUCAGCAACCCGGACAGCAUCCCGGACGUAACUCGCAAGCGAACUGCUUCCCCUCGGGUCUCCAGCAGAUCAACAGUACCGGGGCCCGGCGCCGAGUUCAAGCGACCCAGAUUGACGACGCAGCAUGCAGAGAAGCGGGACCUAGAGUUCAGGAAGUUUCUGAUGUGGAAGAAGACGCAGAGCUCGGCUCCUCAGGGGUCUAUCGCAUCCUAAACGGAGCACAGGAAGUCAUGUUGUAUUGGUUUGACCAGGAUAUUGAGUAGUAUUCUUUAUAUACCCAUGAUUACGGCACAAGGGUGAUGGAGGCGCGUGGGUCUUGACAGCCACUGCACUGGGGGCGCGCUUUACUUUUAGCUGAAGUGAGACUGAACUUCACAUGAAAGCAAUGUAUGUCUAGGAGCCAAUCGUGGCAAAGUGACUGCCUCCUCAAUCUAGGGGUAUC